UCUUAUCAAUAUAAUAGAAAAUCUUUGCUGUGGAUCAGGCGCUGUCAGGUGCAAAGCUGCUAAUGACACUGCCGCAGCUCCGUUAAAAGUACAGAAUGUGCCACGAACGAAGAACAAGAGCUGCUUUCUGAUUCUCUCCGAGGAGAGAGAGAGAUCAACCAUGGCCAGCUGGCGGAGAGAGAGCCCGCGGAUCCGGGCAGGACAGGGAGGUAGCAGCCUGAGAACAGCGAGGAAGCCCCGGCAGAAAAAUCCAUCCAGCGAGGUAGGGGACGCGGGCGAAUCAAUGACAGAGCUGCCACAAUUGUUACGGCUUUAUUUCUAUGGAAUGCACGGUGUCACUUUGGAUAUUCUCCUGUCGUCCGCACAGGGGCUUUUGGCUGACAGCGACCCCAAACUGUUCGGCUUUUCCUCCCCGUACCUCUGCAUCAUGCACUCGCUGACCCAUUUCUUGCUGGAAAAAAUAUAUUCGCAAAAGAAGUGCUUUCAAGGACGCCCAGUAGUUUUUCACCUUGUUUUCUAUCCCUCUGUGUACAUCGGGUUGCAGAUCCUGAUUGGGAAUAUUAACACGCUGACCGAGCACGUUAGAAUAGUCUCUGCCACUCAUCUCGUAGUUCACUACCUACUGGCCCUGUACUUCACCCAAGUUUUCCACAAGGGGCUUGCGCGGCUGCGCUACCACUGCCCCGGGAAACGGACCAUGUCUACCCCGGCAGAGCGCACCCUGGAGUCGCUGCCUAAUAACGGUCUGCCCGAUGUUGUGCGAUUCCUCUUCUUUGGAAUGCACGGCUUUCUGGACGAGAUCAUUUUUACCUCGAUAUUCAACCUUGUGGAGAAUUUGGACCGGACCAUGAGCGGCCACACGUCCCUGUGGUCCUUCCUGAUGUACGGGAGCUGCAGCUUCGUGGUAGAGAAACUCUACCUUCAUUUACGCUUCAGACGGGGUUGGAGCACCUGGAGGCGGCUCCCCAUCUAUAUCUGCUUCAUCUACACCUGGGAGUUCUGUUGGGGGCUGGCGCUGCGGCAGUACGGCGCAUGCUCAUGGGAUUAUUCCCACUAUCCAUUCAACUUCAUGGGCCUGAUCACGCUCCUCUACCUGCCCGGAUGGGUCUGCAUCAGUCUCUACCAGGAUAUUCUGUCCAACGUUCUGCUGCGCGUGGUUGUGUGUGCCAAAGACGAGGAGUGAGGGCACUCAGGGCAGGGCGCUGACAUCAACGUAUGUCCUGUGUCCAGGAAAGGCAACUGUAUUAUAGGCCUAGGCCACAAUUGAUUUAGGGACUAUUGAUGCUAAUACAAAUAAAGAAGAUGACAUUUAAGAUGAUCAAUUGUGUACCCGCACUUUGUAAAAAAAUCAUGUGUAUUUCCCCAGUGGAAAUGUGGUUAUUGAUGUAGCUGUUUAGACAGCCUCUUUUUAUCAGUGAUUCUAACGACUAGCCUAUCAAUUUGUUACAGGUAGCCUAAACACACAGGCAUGCCUUGCCUGGCAUGUGACGACACAUAGACAUACCUUCUGCUGUGAUGACAACUGCUAUUUCUUACUUUGAUGCAGAUGAAACAAUAAUAUUUUACACUUCAUUUGCUUGCUCAUGGUUUUAGAGCUGUGAAUUAUUUAAACUAUAUUGACAAAGUCAGCCAUAUUGCAUGGCAGGCACCAUUUGACUUGUUUGGUCUCUUCAAUCCCAGAGCAUGCUUUGAGCUCAUUUCUGCAUGGCUGCAUAUGCACAUUCACGAUCACUUAAUUGCUUAAGUCUUAUUUUCUUCAAAAAAUGCAUGACAUUUGGAAAUAAAAUGGGUUCUAAAAAAGUUCAAAAUGUAUGUAGCAAGGAGAUCGAACGAACGGGUCGUGGACUGACUUAAUUUCACUGUGAAUAGUUUUCUGAACCAAACCUUAACCUUACUGUGUUGGAGUGCCUUUCUGAGCAAACCUACAGACAGCUGGACUAAAGACAAACUGAACUACACUGUGGGCCAGUUUCCCUCUAGUCAUGGUUGACCUAAAAAAGGAAGCUCAAUGGGGAAUUGAAAGUGCUUUUUAGUCUACAACUGUAGGCUUAAUCUGGGUCAUGUAAACAGACAAUGUGUGCCAGUCAGACAGACCCUGAGGAUCAGAUUUAACCUUCUCCCUUCUUUACAUAGGGACAUCUCCCAAACUGAACUACACUGUGGGCCAAGGUUCCCCCCUAAUCCUGGCUCAACUAAAAAAACAAAGCUCAACGGGGAAUCUCCAGCCCCCAGGCUUGUUUACCUAACGUUUAUAUAGCAGCGGCGUACAUGUCAGCGUUUUAUGGUUUACACUCGACAGGUUUUAUCUGGAGUGGGCAAUAUCAGGAGUCAGCAGACCUGGGUUCAAAUACUACUUGAAAUCUUUCAAGCACUUUCACUGUUUGUUUUCACCUGCCUGGAGUGCCAGAUGGAUGGGUUUUGGAGUUUGAAUGUUUUGUGACUAUUGGAUUGGUUCCACACCAGGAAAGCUCAAGCAAGCCUAGCAAAAAAAGUAUUUGAAAUUAUUUCAAAAUAGUAUUUGAAUCCAGGUCUGGGAGUCAGGUGUGGAGCAUGUAUAGUAUAAUUACUUGGGAUCAACCUCCAUGUAUCCUUUGUCCUUUGGCAUUGAUCUUUCUGCCUGUUUUAUUUCCUUGUUUGCACUUGUACCACACGGUAAAGUCACCAUGUUCUCUCUGAGGGACCAAACACAUACUGUAUGUGUGAAUACCUGGCACUGUGACUUCACUAGCAACCUGUUCCAACAUUAUACUCUUUCCGUUUUAUACUCUCUCCGUUUGGAAACGUAUAGUUUUAGCUCUACUCAUUUUAUGAUUCUCUAGCAUGUUUUUAAUGCAUUUUAUUGCCUGCUGUCGUCAGUCCUGGGGAUUCCGUGAAACUAAGGUUGGAGGUAACUGAAAGCUGGUACUGAUGAGUAAUACUAGUGCAGGGAAAAAUAUCUUAUAACGUUAUUGAAAUAUUUCAACUUUUACACAUGUUGAUUUUUGUCAGAUGAUUACGAAUAUGUCAUGCCGUGAGAGUUUCCCUUGCCUCCUCAAACAAACAAUACCUUCCACUCUUCUGGAGACUGACACUGGACUGAUUGAAAUAACAAGAUUAUUUUCCUUGUGGUUUGUCAUUUCAAAAUGGUGGGCUUUUGUUGUGGACGAUGCAAAAGAAGGAUACACAUGGGCCAACAGUGACUGCCUCAGUGAUGAUGAAUAGGACCAGGAGUUUCUUUCCUGGUUACAGUGCCUUGCAAAAGUAUUCAACCCCCUUGGCAUUUUUCCUAUUUUGUUGCAUUACAACCUGUUAUUUAAAUUAUUUUUUAUUUGGAUUUCAAAAUAGUCCAAAUUGGUGAAGUGAAAUGAAAAAAAUUACUUGUUUCAAAAAAACAAAGGUGGUGUGUGCAUAUGUAUUCACCCCCUUCGCUAUGAAGCCCCUAAAUAAGAUCUGGUGCAACCAAUUACCUUCAGAAGUCACAUAAUUAGUUAAAUAAAGUCCACCUGUGCGCAAUCUGUCACAUGAUCUGUUACAUCAUCUCAGUAUAUAUACACCUGUUCUGAAAGGCCCCAGAGUCUGCAACACCACCAAGCAAGUGGCACCAUGAAGACCAAGGAGCUCUCCAAACAGGUCAGGGAAAAAGUUUUGGAUAAGUACAGAUCAGUGUUGGGUUUUAAAUAAAUAUCUGAAACUUUGAACAUCCCAGGGAGCACUAUUAAAUAUAUUAUUAAUCAAAUUGAAAGAAUAUGGCACCACAACAAACCUGCCAAGAGAGGGCUGUCCACCAAAGCUCACAGAUCAGACAAGAAGGGCAUUAAUCAGAGAGGCAACAAAGAGAUCAAAGAUAACCCUGAAGGAGCAGCAAAGCUCCACAGUGGAGAUUGAAGUAUCUGUCCAUAGGAUCACUUUAAGCCGUACACUUCACAGAGCUGGGCUUUACGGAAGAGUGGCCAGAAAAAAAGCCAUUGCUUGAAGAAAAAAAUAAGCAAACACGUUUGGUUUUUUGUAAAAGGCAUCUUGGAGACUCCCCAAACAUAUGGAAGAAGGUACUCUGGUCAGAUAAGACUAAAAUUUUGGCCAUCAAGGAAAACGCUAUGUCUGGUGCAAGCCCAACACCUCAUCACCCUGAGAACACUAUAAGCAUGGUGGUGGCAGCAUUAUGCUGUGGGGCUGUUUUUCAUCGGCAGGGACUGGGAAACUGGUCAGAAUUGAAGGAAUGAUGGAUGGCGCUAAAUACAGGGAAAUUCUUGAGGGGAACCUGUUUCAGUCUUCCAGAGAUUGGAGACUGGGACAGAGGUUCACCUUCCAGCAGGACAACGAACCUAAGCAUAAUGCUAAAGCAAUACUCAAGUUGUUUAAGGGGAAACGACACUAAGCAUAAUGCUAAAGCAACACUCAAGUUGUUUAAGGGGAAACAUUUAAAUGUAUUGGAAUGGCCUAGUCAAAGCCCAGACCUCAAUCCAAUUGAGAAAUUUGUGGUAUGACUUAAAGAUUGCUGUACACCAGCGGAACCCAUCCAACUUGAAGGAGCUGGAGCAGUUUUGCCUUGAACGGGCAAAAAUCCCAGUGGCUUAAUGUGCCACGCUUAUAGAGACAUACCCCAAGAUACUUGCAGCUGUAAUUGCUGCAAAUGGUGCCUCUACCAAAUAUUGACUCUGGGGGGGUGAAUAGUUAUGCACGCUCAAGUUUUCAGUUUUUUUGUCUUAUUUCUUGUCUGUUUCACAAUAAAAAAUAUUUUGCAUCUUCAAAGUAGUAGGCAUGUUGUAUAAAUCAAAUGAUUUUACAACCCCUCCAAAAAUCGAUUCCAGGUUGUAAGGCAACAGAAGAGGAAAAAUGCCUAGGGGUGAAUACUUUCACAAGCCACUGUAUGUGGUUGGGGAGAACCUUCUGUCCCUGGUAAAGUUGUGAUCUUAAUCAUAAUUUUUCUUAUAAAAAUUGAUGUUUGGAAAUCAUUGACCAACUGUAUUUAAUAAUACAGAACAAUCAUGUACUAUAUAGCUCACAAUGAGUAAGUAAAAUCAUGUUUAUUUUAGGUUAUAAAUGAGGAAAGACUCAAAUAUUCUUGCUACAGUAUGUCCAUGGUGGAAUUGAAUUGAAUCAAUCACUGUAUGGAUAUAGUGUAGCCUGCAUACUGUACAUUACUUAUAACUACAUUAAAUCUCCAUGUUGAACCACUAA
This is a messenger RNA of Oncorhynchus nerka (sockeye salmon), 5157 nucleotides long. RefSeq names its product transmembrane protein 229A-like. NCBI's taxonomy places the organism in Eukaryota, Metazoa, Chordata, Actinopteri, Salmoniformes, Salmonidae. The transcript has a single exon. The record is from RefSeq and is a predicted model, not a curated record. The coding region runs from base 161 to 1183 and encodes 340 amino acids.